Messenger RNA from Cylas formicarius (sweet potato weevil), 901 nucleotides. RefSeq names its product tRNA-splicing endonuclease subunit Sen2 (gene Tsen2). The record is from RefSeq and is a predicted model, not a curated record. Gene Ontology annotation, cellular component: tRNA-intron endonuclease complex. Gene Ontology annotation, molecular function: nucleic acid binding; tRNA-intron lyase activity. Gene Ontology annotation, biological process: tRNA splicing, via endonucleolytic cleavage and ligation; tRNA-type intron splice site recognition and cleavage. NCBI's taxonomy places the organism in Eukaryota, Metazoa, Arthropoda, Insecta, Coleoptera, Brentidae. The transcript has 2 exons. The coding region runs from base 8 to 901 and encodes 297 amino acids.
UUAGAUAAUGGAACUUACCGAACCCAAACCAAAAAGAAAUUUCAAAAUACACAUGAAUACCUCUCUUCCUAUAGUUCUUAAGAAGGACGGAUCUUUACAUGAAAUGACAGGAACUUUUAACGAAUUUUCCGUUUUAGUAGAAUGUGAAGCAGAUGCAAAAAAUCUAAUUUCUAGAGGUUAUUUCGGUAAAGCAAAUCUAUCUAGAAGUUAUCCUCAAUUUGUGACGAAACCUGAGCUACUACGUAAAAGGCAGUUCCAAACGAGAACAAAUAUUUCAACCUCUUUAUCCCUGGUAAACAACAUUAAAAUCAUACCUGACAAAGUAAUUGUUGUCCCAGAUAGUGAAUCAGAUGAUGAGUAUUUUACAAACGUUAAACCAGUCUACCAUAUGGAUAACUCAUCAUUACGAGAAAAACUAUGGCUAAGUUUAGAGGAAGCUUUUUUUUUAGCCAGUGCUCUGAAAUGCCUUACUGUGUAUUUUAAUGAUAAAAAGUUAUCUUUGAAAGAUAUGUGGAAAUUAUUUUCCAAACAACAUUAUUUUGUUCGUAAUUAUAUUGUUUACUUUUACUACAGAUCAAAAAACUGGAUUGUCAAACCAGGGAUUAAGUUUGGUGGUGAUUUCUUACUUUACAAACAAGGUCCUCCAUUUUACCAUGCUAGUUAUGUGGUUAUCAUUGAAGUUAUAAAAGGUGAAGAGGACAGCGACAAGUCAGCUAGGAACAUUGAUUUAUUUGGCUUAAAUCGCUUGUGUGAAACUGCAGCAAAGGAGUUAAUAAUUUGCAAGCUUUUCUGGGCAAAGGAAAAUGAAGUUGAUUUUAGUGACUUAUCAAGCAUAAAAAUUUUAGAAAUAUUAGUUAGGAGAUGGAAUCCUACACAAGAAAGGUUGGGAAUACCUAAAUAA